AUGAGGUUCACCACCCCCCCUCUGCGCCCGCGGGUGAUCAGGGAGCAAGGCGCUGCUCUGGCGCUGCCUCUGGCGCUGGACGGCCGCCCAGGCGACGCCAUUGUCUGCGCAGCCCGACGUCAGCGUCUCACCCCGAGCGUCUCACCCCGAGCCCGCCGUGCCGUGCAACAGCCCGCCGUGCCACAGCCCGCCUCCGUUUCUGCGUGUUUCACGCUCGGCAACCGCGCUCUGCGUUCGCUGGUGCUGCACGCCGCCGCCGCUGAUUCGCCGCGCCCGUCUGCCUUGGCACCGCCAGUCGACACGAUCCUCGCCUCUGCCCUGACCGCCUUCUCCGCCUGCUUUGGGCGCCCCUACACCUGGCCCGACCCUGUCCGCUCGCCUCAGUUGCUCCUGCUGCGAACUGCUGCACUGCUGCACCGCUGCGUCUGCUGCUCCCGCUGCACCCGCCUGCUGCUGCUCGCCCGCCCACCAGUCUCGGCCUGGCCCUCGCUGCCAUCCUGCGCCCCCGCCAUUCGACCCUUCUUCGACCAUCCGCCCCAGAGCCCACCCAGCACCGUCUCCACCCACGUCGCACAGCGCCCUCCCACCGCGUCCUCCCACCGCGCCCUGCUUCCGCGCCCGCCCACGAACGCCGCCUCGCUCCAGCCGUCGCUGCCCCGCGUGUCGACUCAAAGAGCAGUCUGUGCCACCGCCGCCGCCCUCGCCAGCCGUGCUCUGCCCGCCGCCCUCCGCUGCGCGCGCGCCUCCUCUCGACCUCUCGACGCCUCGACGCCGUGCUCUGCGUUGUUGUGGCAGCCUGUCCGCCGCCCGCCGCCCGCCGUCUCCGUCCCUGUCGCCACCCUCACCCGAGCGCCAAAGCCACGAGCGCCAAAGCACCCUGCACCGAGCGCCUCCUAG
Molecule: messenger RNA, 897 nt
Organism: Boeremia exigua
Lineage: Eukaryota; Fungi; Ascomycota; Dothideomycetes; Pleosporales; Didymellaceae
Exons: 3
Coding region: 1-897 (298 amino acids)
Biological process (GO): ATP synthesis coupled electron transport
Cellular component (GO): membrane
Molecular function (GO): NADH dehydrogenase (ubiquinone) activity
Source: RefSeq, a predicted model, not a curated record